AUGGAGCAGUCUAAUAAACAGCACCGUAAGGUGAAGGAAAAGAACACAGCGAAAAAGAAGCUGCACACGCAGGGCCAUAACGCAAAGGCCUUCGCUGUGGCAGCUCCAGGUAAGAUGGCUAGAACAAUGCAAAGAUCAAGUGACGUGAAUGAGAGGAAGCUUCACGUCCCCAUGGUUGAUCGUACUCCAGAUGAUGAUCCACCUCCAUUUAUCGUGGCCGUCGUGGGUCCUCCAGGAACAGGUAAAACUACUUUGAUCAAGUCCUUGGUAAGGAGAAUGACGAAAAGCACUUUAAAUGAUAUACAAGGCCCCAUAACUGUUGUUUCGGGUAAACAUAGAAGACUAACCUUUCUGGAAUGUCCUGCAGAUGACCUGAAUGCGAUGAUUGAUAUCGCCAAGAUUGCUGAUUUAGUUUUGUUGCUUAUUGAUGGUAAUUUUGGUUUUGAAAUGGAAACGAUGGAAUUCUUAAAUAUUGCUCAACACCACGGUAUGCCAAGGGUUCUUGGUGUAGCUACUCAUCUUGACUUAUUCAAAUCUCAGUCUACUUUGAGGGCGUCUAAGAAGAGAUUAAAGCAUAGAUUCUGGACAGAAGUUUAUCAAGGUGCAAAGUUAUUUUAUUUGUCUGGUGUAAUUAAUGGAAGAUAUCCUGAUAGAGAAAUUUUGAAUCUCUCCCGAUUCAUCUCUGUUAUGAAAUUUAGACCAUUAAAGUGGAGAAACGAACAUCCUUAUAUGUUAGCUGACAGGUUUACAGACUUAACUCAUCCUGAAUUACUUACGACUCGGGGACAGCAGAUCGAUCGUAGAAUUGCUCUCUAUGGUUAUUUACAUGGUACUCCCCUACCAUCUGCCCCCGGUACUAGGGUACAUAUUGCUGGUGUCGGCGACUUUUCAAUCACACAGGUUGAAAAGUUACCAGAUCCGUGCCCAACGCCUUUCUAUCAACAGAAACUGGAUGAUUUUGAACGUGAAAAGAUGAAGGAGGAAGCAAAGGCUAACGGAGAGAUUAAUACUGCCUCCACGACAAGAAGACGUAAAAGAUUGGAUGAUAAAGAUAAAUUGAUAUACGCACCAAUGUCCGAUGUUGGAGGCAUAUUGAUGGAUAAAGACGCUGUUUAUAUUGAUGUUGGGAAGGAAAACGAAAAUCUAAGCUUUGUUCCCGGCCAAGAGAGAGGUGAAGGUGAAAAACUUAUGACAGGUUUACAAAGUGUUGAACAAAGCAUUGCAGAAAAAUUUGAUGGCGUCGGCUUACAGCUGUUUAGUAAUGGUGCUGAACUUCAUGAAGUCACCGGGGAUGAUGCCCUAAACGUUGAAGAUGAAGAAGAUUUUAGUGAAGAUAAUGAGCAAAAAAGCAAGGGUAGAACCAGCCUAAGGCAACCAAGAAUCUAUGGUAAGUCAGUUCAGGAUGAGGAUGCGGAUAUUGAUAAUUUACCAAGUGAUGAAGAAGGUCACGCAAAUGAUGAGGACAUGGAAGGUUUUGAACCAAGAAUGGUUGAAAUUGAUUUCAACGGUGUCAAUGAACAGGGCUCCGAAAAAUUACCUCUGGAGACAGAUUCUGAAUUUGAAGAGAGUGAUGACGAGUAUUCCUGGCAAAGAACUGCGGCUAAUAAACUAAAAGAAAAUAGAGGUAGGAACAAAACCUGGAAUAUCGCCAAGUUGAUAUAUAUGGAUAACAUUUCACCUGAAGAAUGUAUAAGAAGAUGGAGGGGGGAGAACGAUGAUGGUGAACACGAAAGUGACAUUGAAGAUGAUGCCGACGAUGAAUUCUUUAAGAAAAGAGAUGGGACUAUCACCAAACAAGAUGUCAGAGAAGAUACCAUCGAUUUAGAAAGAUUUGCUCCUUUUUUCGAUACUUUUGAAAAGCUGGCAAAAAAAUGGAGCAGCGUUGAUGCAAUCAAGGACCGAUUCAUUGGUGGUAGCUUGGGCACUGAUACGACAAAGAAAGCUACUAACGGUGAUGGUGAAGAACUAUAUGGUGAUUUUGAAGACUUGGAAGGUGAAAACAAUUCUGAAAGCGCAGGAGGAAAUAGUGACGAAGAAAAUGGACAUGACGAUGACGAUGAAAACGAAGAUGCAGACGACAGUUCAUUUACCAAUUUUGAUGCGGAAGAAAAGAAGGAUCUGACCAUGGAGCAAGAAAGGGAAUUAAAUGCCACCAAGAAGGAAAAAUUACGUGCACAGUUCGAAAUGGAAGAAGGUGAGAACUUCAAAGAAGAUGACGAGAACAACGAAUACGAUACAUGGUAUGAACUACAAAAGGCCAAAAUUUCUAAGCAGUUAGAGAUUAACAAUAUAGAAUACCAAGAAAUGACCCCAGAACAACGUCAAAGAAUUGAAGGUUUCAAAGCUGGUUCUUAUGUACGUAUCGUUUUCGAAAAGGUUCCAAUGGAAUUUGUUAAAAACUUCAAUCCAAAGUUCCCCGUCGUUAUGGGAGGUUUAUUACCCACUGAAUUGAAAUUUGGUAUUGUCAAAGCCAGAUUGAGAAGACACCGUUGGCAUAAAAAGAUUUUAAAGACAAAUGAUCCAUUGGUCUUGUCCCUUGGUUGGAGGAGAUUUCAAACUUUGCCAAUUUACACAACAAGUGACUCUAGAACGAGAACAAGAAUGCUAAAAUAUACGCCAGAACAUACAUAUUGUAAUGCCGCCUUUUAUGGUCCUUUGUGCUCUCCAAACACACCAUUCUGUGGUGUUCAGAUAGUUGCUAAUAGUGAUACUGGGAACGGUUUCAGAAUUGCGGCAACAGGUAUUGUUGAAGAAAUAGAUGUCAACGUUGAAAUUGUCAAGAAAUUGAAAUUAGUAGGGUUUCCUUAUAAAGUGUUCAAAAACACAGCCUUCAUAAAGGACAUGUUCUCAAGUGCCAUGGAGGUCGCUAGAUUUGAAGGAGCGCAAAUAAAAACUGUCUCAGGUAUUCGUGGUGAAAUCAAGAGGGCCCUUUCAAAACCGGAGGGCCACUUUAGAGCAGCUUUUGAAGAUAAGAUUCUAAUGAGCGAUAUCGUAAUUUUAAGAUCUUGGUACCCUGUUCAGGUUAAAAGGUUCUAUAAUCCGGUCACUUCACUAUUGUUGAAGGAAAAAACUGAAUGGAAGGGUUUAAGAUUGACUGGUCAAAUAAGGGCUGCUAUGGAUUUGGAAACACCAUCAAACCCAGAUAGUGCGUACCAAAAAAUUGAACGUGUAGAAAGACACUUCAACGGUCUAAAAGUUCCGAGGGCUGUUCAAAAAGAUCUACCGUUCAAAUCUCAAAUUCAUCAAAUGAAACCGCAAAAGAAGAAGACUUAUAUGACUAAGAGAGCCGUGGUUUUAGGUGGCGAUGAAAAGAAGGCAAGAUCAUUCAUGCAAAAAGUGUUGACGAUCUCGAGAGCAAAAGACAAUAAGAGAAAGGAACAAAAGACUGUUCAGCGUAAGGAAAGACUGAAGAAGUUGGCUAAGAUGGAAGAAGAAAAGACGCAAAGGGAUAAAGAGAAGAAGAAAGAAUACUUCGCCAAGAAUGGUAAGAGGACAACCAUGGAUGGGGACGACGAGUCUCGUCCACGUAAGGUGAGGAGGUAG
Molecule: messenger RNA, 3543 nt
Organism: Saccharomyces kudriavzevii IFO 1802
Lineage: Eukaryota; Fungi; Ascomycota; Saccharomycetes; Saccharomycetales; Saccharomycetaceae
Gene: BMS1
Product: GTPase BMS1
Exons: 1
Coding region: 1-3543 (1180 amino acids)
Biological process (GO): endonucleolytic cleavage of tricistronic rRNA transcript (SSU-rRNA, 5.8S rRNA, LSU-rRNA); maturation of SSU-rRNA from tricistronic rRNA transcript (SSU-rRNA, 5.8S rRNA, LSU-rRNA); ribosome biogenesis
Cellular component (GO): 90S preribosome; nucleus
Molecular function (GO): ATP hydrolysis activity; U3 snoRNA binding; GTPase activity
Source: RefSeq, a predicted model, not a curated record